Lactuca virosa is the source of this 765-nucleotide messenger RNA. The record is from the annotation of a GenBank genome assembly. NCBI's taxonomy places the organism in Eukaryota, Viridiplantae, Streptophyta, Magnoliopsida, Asterales, Asteraceae.
AUGAUGAUUCACGUUGGGAGUAAUCUCAAUCAUUUUCAGAAAACUCGCAUAAACAAACGACACAAUACAAAACGUGGUUAUGAUGUGAGAAAAUACAUUUACACCAUGUCACAAUUCGAAAUCCCUAGAUGGAUUGAGAAAUCAUACGUGACUGAUACAUGGAGCAAGGAUUCCAAUUGGAUGGGCUACAUUAUUGUGGGUAAUGAUCUGGAAUCGAAGAGGAUCAGAAUAAGAGACAUCGUGGUGGUGUGGUGUGGCACUAUGCUUUCUUCCGAAUGGUAUGAAGAUAUGCAACGAGAUCUCGAGCCAUUAGGGCACGGGGAAGCGAAGGUGGGGCGAGGGUUUAUGAGAAUCUACAAAUCGAAGCUGAAGCGUAUAUCAACACGAUACAACAAAACCAUUGCAUCGGAGCAAGUAAUUGAAGAGAUAAAACGAUUAACAAAGUUCUACAAAUCAACCAGCGAACAAGUGAGUCUCACGGUCAUCGGCCACAACUUGGGCGGCACGUUAGCUUUACUAAACACGUACGCCGCCAUGAGGUUUCCAACUCUUCUGAUAAGUGUCAUCUCCUUCGGUGCACCUAGAGUCGAAAACAUCACAUUCAGGGAUGAACACCACCACAGAGGCAUCAAAGCACUAUGGAUCAUAAUCAAACAAGAUCUAGUCCCUCGAAUACCGGGUAUUGUCGUCAUCUAUACAUAUAGCCUCCGGGGAACCACCUCCCUCCACCGCUACAGCCCUCUCCACCUCCUUCACCGAAGAUAG